Brassica oleracea var. oleracea is the source of this 1551-nucleotide messenger RNA. Its product is annotated as gibberellin receptor GID1A. The record is from RefSeq and is a predicted model, not a curated record. The transcript has 2 exons. Bases 166 to 1206 code for a protein of 346 amino acids. Gene Ontology annotation, cellular component: nucleus; cytoplasm. Gene Ontology annotation, molecular function: hydrolase activity; gibberellin binding. NCBI's taxonomy places the organism in Eukaryota, Viridiplantae, Streptophyta, Magnoliopsida, Brassicales, Brassicaceae. Gene Ontology annotation, biological process: positive regulation of gibberellic acid mediated signaling pathway; raffinose family oligosaccharide biosynthetic process; floral organ morphogenesis.
UUGUGUUUAUGCUUUAGUUCUUUAAGCUACUAAACCCAUUUGAUCUGAAGUUAUUUAACUUUCGCAAAUCAAGCCACGAGUUUUCGCUUCUCGACUUGGAAAGUCUCGUCCUUUCGAUCUCAAUCGCGUCUCUGUGUUGUCUUAACAAAAGGAGUUUCUGGUUCAAUGGCUGCGAGCGAUGAAGUUAAUCUUAUUGAUAGCAAGACAGUGGUUCCUCUCAACACAUGGGUCUUAAUCUCCACCUUCAAACUAUCCUACAACCUCCUCCGUCGAUCAGACGGAACGUUCAACCGCCACUUAGCCGAGUACCUUGACCGUAAAGUCACCGCAAACGCCAACCCUGAAGACGGCGUGUUCUCAUUCGACGUGGUGAUAGACCGAACCACCAGCCUCCUAAGCAGAGUCUACAGACCAGCUUACGCAGACCAAGAGGGACCUGUUAGUGUCCUAGACCUCGAGAAGCCCCUUGAUGACGAGAUAGUCCCCGUGAUACUGUUCUUCCACGGAGGCAGCUUCGCUCACUCCUCAUCCAACAGCAAGAUCUACGACACGCUCUGCCGCAGGCUCGUCGGCGCGUGCGGCGGCUGCGUUGUCGUCUCUGUGAACUACCGCCGCGCGCCUGAAAGCCCUUACCCUUGCGCUUACGACGAUGGCUGGACGGCUCUCAACUGGGUGAACUCGAGGACGUGGCUCGAGUCCAAGAAAGACUCGAAGGUUCGUGUCUUUUUAGCGGGAGAUAGCUCAGGUGGGAACAUAGUCCACAACGUGGCGUUAAAGGCCGGUGAAGCGGGGAUUGAUGUGUUGGGGAACGUUCUGCUUAACCCCAUGUUCGGUGGGGAGGAGAGGACUGAGUCUGAGAAGCGUCUUGAUGGGAAGUACUUUGUGACGGUUAGGGACCGUGAUUGGUAUUGGAAAGCGUUUUUGCCUGAAGGGGAGGAUAGAGAGCAUCCUGCUUGUAACCCGUUUGGGGCGAGAGCGAAGAGCUUAAGAGGGUUGAGGUUUCCCAAGAGUCUUGUCGUUGUGGCGGGUUUGGAUUUGAUUCAGGAUUGGCAGUUAGCUUACGCGGAAGGGCUCGAGAGAGCGGGGAAAGAGGUUAGGCUUGUGCAUUUGGAGAAGGCUACUAUUGGGUUUUACCUCUUGCCUAAUAAUAGUUAUUUUCACAGUGUUAUGGAUGAGAUUGCUGCGUUUGUUAACGCGGAGAGUUGAGGUUUUAGUGGUUGCUUUAGUUAGUUUGUGUGGUGUUUUGUGGGAAGCGUGUGCAACUGUGACUCUGAAAAGCCUAAAGCCAGUAGAAGAACAGCGAAGUGCGUUCAGAGACUUGGAAAGGAACAAAGUAGUAGUGACAUCUUUUGUUGUUUAUAAUGUUGGGCUUGUAGUUGUUAGUCUUUACUUAACUAUAAAGCUGUUUCUUCAGCAUUGGAGUGAUAGUUAAUGGAUAUAUACUUCCAAGAAUGUAUGUAGUAUUUAGCUUAUGGAGUUAUCUUGUAUUGUAUUUUUGCUCCUUUUUUUCAUUGUACUCUGAUGUAUUUACAAAAUGAGGAUUGCACUUAA